Fusarium odoratissimum NRRL 54006 is the source of this 1008-nucleotide messenger RNA. RefSeq lists its product as uncharacterized. Lineage: Eukaryota; Fungi; Ascomycota; Sordariomycetes; Hypocreales; Nectriaceae. The transcript has 3 exons. Bases 1 to 1008 code for a protein of 335 amino acids. The record is from RefSeq and is a predicted model, not a curated record.
AUGGUCCGCCUCGCCACUCUUGUCCUCUCUUUGGCUUAUUCUGCCUUAGCCUCUCCCUUUGUCAAGCCAUCCGAUUCGUCUUUGUCUGAUGUCAGUGACGUUGGAUCUGCCAUUCAUGAGAGGGCCAUCUCCAAGGCCAUCACUAAGCCCGCCUUUGUCUGCGACCUGACUUGCAAGGCCUGUUUAGCCAAACCUGCCCCAAAGAAAGGUAACGGCGCGGGCAAAGGCAAGACCACUGAUAAGGGCAAAGGUAAAGGCAAGGGCAAAGGCAAGUCUAUUCCGCGCUCUCUGGCACUGGGAAAGAGGUCUUUGGAUGAUAUCGAGGACCUUUGGGGGACCGAUGCAUCAGCGGCAAACGAAUAUGUCAUGGAGCAGAUUGACAGUGUCGCGGCAAAGGACGACGAGUUGGACUGGAACCUUAUCCAGCAUGACGCUGUCUCAGGCCAAGGAUCCUGGGGUGAAAAGCCCUUGCGAAAGUACAUUCGGGGCCUCAUGGGCUGCACUGGCAUCGUCCUCGUCUCUGACAAGGGCUACUGGUUUGCUCAUUUUAUGGAAACUGGUUUCCUCGACCGCGGCGACAACUGGAAGACCAAGAUCAUCAAGCCUCUCCAGCAGGGUACCAACAAGUUCAUCACCCCUCGAUCAUUGGCCAAAUCCGGCGGCAUUCUGAACAAGGCAAACAACGUCAAGAUCUAUGUCUCAACUCCCCGUACCAAGACGUCCACCGAGCAAAACCCAGUCCUCCUGUACAAGGCCAAGGUCGAUGAGCUUUUAUCUCAUAUCAUUGGACGAGGCGAGCCUCUGAACGGUGUUCAGGUCAUCACCCGCGGUUAUCUCAAGCCCGAGAGUGAGGCAGAGGUUGAAGCGUUCCACAACAGAGCCAAUGGAAAGGUCCUUAUCGAGUACGACAACAACCAGCUGGAUGUCAACGGAAACCAACCCAACCCUAAGGAGCGCAUGUACCGUGUCUGGCUUGAGCACAAGUACUACGAGCACAGAUUCCGCUAG